AUGGAGAAGUUUCUUGUGAAAUUUAACCAUUCUCAAGCAAGUUCUAGUACGAAUGUCAAUCCUUCUAGUCUUAUAGAUGACCUUAAUUUAGAUUCACUUGAAGCCGAUCCAGGAAAAAGGGUACCAAUUGCUCACUAUAACCCUCAAAUAAAGGAUGAAGUGAGGAAACAUUAUAUUCAAAAAGGGCCUUGUCAACCAAAAAUGGAUUCAUAUCCUCCAACUGAAAUUGGAAAAAGAAUGCGUCAAUUUUGUAAAAUUUGGUUUGAAGGUCCAUAUUCUAAAUGGUUGGAGUAUAGCGUGGAGAAAGAUUCUGUCUAUUGUCUAUGUUGUUAUUUAUUCAAAGAUGAUUUUUUCCAUGGAAGUACAAGUGAGUUUUACACAAAAACGGGUUUUAGGAGUUGGAAUAGGGCACUUGAAAGAUUCUGUAAACAUGUUGGUGAUGUUAAUAGUAUUCAUGACAAAUGUUUCAACAAGAUGCUAGAUUUGUCAAAUCAUCAUCAAUCAAUUCAAGUUGUUAUUGAUAAGCAUUCUCAAAAGUUAAAAAAUGAGUAUCGAAUGCGUUUGGAAGCCUCAAUUGAUGUGUCAAGACUUCUUUUGCAAUAUGGAUUACCUUUUCGAGGUCACGAUGAAAGUGAAUCUUCAAUUAAUCAAGACUUCUUUCUAGGAUUUUUGCGAUGGCUCGGGGACAAACAUCCGGAUGUUGGAAAAGUGAUAUUGGAAAAUGCCCCACAAAAUGAUAUGUUGACUUGUCCUAUGAUUCAAAAAGAUAUUGUCAAUGUUUGUGCAAAAGAAACAUUGAAAGCAAUAAUUGGGGACUUGAAUGGAGAUUACUUUGGUAUAUUAGUUGAUGAGUCAAAAGACAUCUCUCACAAAGAACAAAUGACUCUUGUUUUGCGUUUUGUUAAUAAGAAUGGUGAAGUAGUUGAACGAAUUAUCGGUCUUGUCCAUGUUAGUGAUACAUUGGCAUGUUCAUUGAAGAAAGCGAUUUAUUUUUUGCUUUCCGUUCACUCACUAAGUCCAUCCAAAAUACAUGGACAAGGUUAUGAUGGGGCAAGUAAUAUGAAAGGAGAGAUAAAUGGGCCCAAAACUUUGAUUAUGAAAGAUAGUCCAUCGGCAUAUUACAUUCAUUGUUUUGCUCAUCAAUUGCAACUAACACUAGUGGCUAUUGCUAAAAAACAUUUAAAUGUUGAAGACUUUUUUGAUCAUGUUAGUAAUGUGUUGAAUGUUGUUGGAGGAUCUUUCAAGCGUAGAGACUUACUUCGUGAUCACCAAGCCAAAAAGUUAGAGCAAUUAUUUGAAUCCGGUGAAGUUCAAAAAGGCCAAGAAUUACAUCAAGAACGUGGGCUUCAAAGACCAGGUGAUACUUGUUGGGGAUCACAUUUCAAAACUUUAGGUAACUUUAUUGUUAUUUUCUCAUCUAUUGUUCAUGUUCUUGAAGUGAUUGAACUUGAAGGGUCCACAUCAAGUGAUAGAAAUCAAGCGGAGUAUCUUUUGACAAAGAUUAAAACAUUUAAAUUUAUUUUUGUGCUUCACUUGAUGUUGAAAGUGUUGGCAAUGUCAAAUGAGUUGAGUAAGAUUUUACAAAAAAAAGAUCAAGCUAUUGUUAAUGCCGUGGAGUUUCUUAAUAUUACAAAGAAAAGAUUGCAAGAUAUGAGGGAAAAUGGUUGGGAAUCUUUGUUGGAUGAUGUUUCCUCAUUUUGUGAUGUGCAUGAUAUCUUGAUUCUCAAGUUGGAUAAGUAUUAUUUUUCCGGAAAGUCAAAACGUAAGUCUUCGGGUGUUAGUUAUGCGCACCACUUGCGUGUUGAAGUCUUUUUUGUUGUCAUUGAUGUGCAACUUCAAGAACUUAAUGACCGUUUUGAUGUAGUGAGUAGUGAUUUGCUUCUUGGGAUGGGUAGCUUGAAUCCGGUCAAUUCUUUCUCUAAUUUUGAUAAAGGUGUUGAAGUUAUCCAGAAUGAUAAUGGAUUGACUCUCACACAAAGUAGCUUCAUUGCGGACAUACUCAGCAAGUUCAAUAUGCUGGAUGCAAACAGUGUGAGCACUCCUCUGUCCACAAGUGAAAUUUUAUCCUUGGAUGACGGUUCUCCUUCGGCAGACGCUACACUUUAUAGGCAAGUCAUUGGAUCAUUGCAAUACCUCACUUUUACACGGCCUGAUAUAUGCUUUGCGAUAAACAAGCUCGCUCAAUUCCAACACUCUCCAUCAACUAAGCAUUGUUGGUGCUCCAACAAGCAACGCAUUGUUGCCAGAUCUUCAACAGAAGCGGUAUACAGGGUUGUAGCAAGUGUUGUAGCUGAGCUAAAUUGGCUAACCAACCUACUGCAAGAACUUCGGGUCAAGCUGCCUUGUCCCCCUAAGGUCUUUUGCGAUAACAUUGGUGUCACUUACAUGUGCCGUAAUCCAGUCUUUCACAGUCGAAUGAAACAUGUUGCAAUUGACUUUCAUUUUGUCCGUGACCAAGUGGAAAGUGGAAAAUUUUCAGUUCAUCACAUUCCAACAGGAGCUCAACUAGCAGAUGCCUUAACUAAAGCACUUCCCAAAAGGUCCUUUGUCCACCUUGUUAGCAACAUCGGUCUCAAGCAAAUUGAGCCGAUGUUGUGGGGGCAUGAUAAGGAUAAGGAUAUAGAGUCCUAG
This is a messenger RNA of Solanum stenotomum, 2631 nucleotides long. RefSeq lists its product as uncharacterized. NCBI's taxonomy places the organism in Eukaryota, Viridiplantae, Streptophyta, Magnoliopsida, Solanales, Solanaceae. The transcript has 3 exons. Bases 1 to 2631 code for a protein of 876 amino acids. The record is from RefSeq and is a predicted model, not a curated record.